Molecule: messenger RNA, 3989 nt
Organism: Thunnus maccoyii (southern bluefin tuna)
Lineage: Eukaryota; Metazoa; Chordata; Actinopteri; Scombriformes; Scombridae
Product: phosphatidylinositol 4-phosphate 5-kinase type-1 gamma-like
Exons: 19
Coding region: 38-2587 (849 amino acids)
Biological process (GO): phosphatidylinositol metabolic process
Molecular function (GO): phosphatidylinositol kinase activity
Source: RefSeq, a predicted model, not a curated record
UGGGCUUCCUUCCUAUACCGAUGGUUCCUCUCAUUAAAUGCUGAGAAAAGGAGAGCAGCGCCUACCGCAGCAUCUGGUUCUCACUGAGGAAGGACACGACUGUGCGGUCCGGGAGAUGGACUGGAGGACUGCGGAAACCGGGGAUGACGGGAUACCGAGGGAAGAAGCGGCCGCCGGCCUCUGUCUACAGCUUGACCUGGGGGACACCGAUCCAGCCAAGAGGGGUCAGAUAACAGAGAUGCCGUCCCCAUUUGGAGCGGGUGCAGCUCAUGAGAAGAAGAUUGGCCACAGGAGAGUAGAUGCCUCAGGAGAGACAACAUACAAGAAGACCACCUCCUCUGCCUUAAAAGGAGCCAUCCAGCUGGGUAUUGGGUAUACUGUUGGUAACCUCAGCUCCAAGCCCGAGAGAGAUGUGCUGAUGCAGGACUUCUAUGUGGUCGAAAGCAUCUUCUUUCCCAAUGAGGGCAGUAACCUCACUCCGGCCCACCACUUUCCAGACUUCAGGUUUAAAACUUACGCCCCUGUGGCCUUUCGUUACUUCCGGGAGCUGUUCGGGAUCCGACCAGAUGACUACUUGUAUUCUCUAUGUAAUGAGCCACUGAUUGAACUGACGAAUCCGGGAGCUAGUGGCUCCAUAUUCUACGUAACCCGAGAUGAUGAGUUCAUCAUCAAAACUGUCAUGCAUAAGGAGGCAGAGUUUCUGCAGAAACUGCUUCCUGGAUACUAUAUGAACUUGAACCAGAACCCUCGAACUUUGCUGCCAAAGUUCUUUGGCCUCUACUGCGUCCAGUGUGGGGGCAAAAACAUCCGAGUUGUUGUGAUGAACAAUAUUUUACCGCGUUCUGUACGCAUGCACCUAAAGUUUGACUUGAAAGGCUCCACUUACAAGAGGCGAGCAUCCAAGAAGGAGCGGGAGAAGUCCAAACCCACUUUUAAAGACCUGGACUUUCUGAGUGAUAUUCCCGAGGGCCUCACUCUGGACCAGGACACAUACAGCGCUCUGGUCAAAACCCUGCAAAGAGACUGUCUGGUGCUGGAGAGUUUUAAGAUCAUGGACUACAGUUUGCUGCUUGGGAUCCACAACAAGACACAAGCUGAGAGAGAACAUCAGUCCCAGGGCUCACCUGCAGGCGGUGGGGAUGAAAAGAAGCCCGCAGCUCAGAGAGCCUUGUAUUCCACCGCAAUGGAGUCUAUACAGGGAGGCUCCACAUGCAGGGACACUAUGGAUCAUGAUGACACUAUGGGUGGUAUUCCAGCUGUGGGAAGUAAAGGAGAGCGCCUCCUGCUGUUCAUUGGAAUCAUUGACAUUCUGCAGUCCUACAGAAUGAUAAAGAAACUGGAGCACAGUUGGAAGUCCCUCAUCCAUGAUGGGGACACAGUGUCAGUUCACAGACCUGGUUUCUAUGCUGAAAGGUUUUACAAAUUCUGUAGCACCAUUGUCUUCAAGAAGAGCUGCUCAUUGCGAUCGUCUCCAUCUAAGAGGGGGCGAGGAGCUCUCUCAUCCAAGUCCAGUGCUGGUGGAGCGGGUUCAGCUGGGCAGCGUCCCUCACUGACAGACGAGAGGCAGGAAAACCUGGACAACUUGGAGAACCUACGAGGAGCUCACAGCUUUGCCAUGUUGGAGGACAAUGGGAGAGAGCCACCCUGCACUCCUCCUUCCUUUGAAGAUGCUACCACAGCAUCUAUCGCUACCACGCUCUCCUCUAACAACUCCCUACCCACCACCCCCUUCGAUACACCAGAGCACCCACGCUACAGGAGACAGAUGCACUCCCCAAAUGUGGCCAGGUCUCAAAAAGAAGUAGUUGAGGUUCAUGAGAAAAAGCAGGAGACCAUAACAGUGGAGGUGGAACUCAGUAAAAUCCCAAAGAGCACGGAGCUCACACAGAUGACAGAAAAGAUCUCUCCCAGCCACCUGUCCCCUCAGCGUCCGCCGCGUGUCAUUUCUUCAUCCUCCCGUCCCUCUAUUAGUCAAUCCUCAGCACAUUCCUCCUCCACCCUUCCUCCUUCCUUUGUAUCUUCCUCCUCCACAGCUCAGUCAGCUUGCCAGUCAUCCUCCACACUUGCUUCAUCCAUCCGUCCUUCCACCAAACCCCUCACCUCUCCCACAGCCGCUCAAUCUUCCACCCUUUCUUCUACAAUCUCUCACUCAUCCGCAAAAUCCACACUUUCCACUUCGACAGCCUCGUCAGCUCGUAACGCCACCACCCUCGCUAGUGCUUCAGCAUUUACCCCCAUCUGCCCCGCCUUCCCUCAGUCCUCCACCCAGAGCUCCUUUCACCAUCUCCCCUCGACCCCUCCCUCCUCCCACCCUCCAAGCCCUCAGGUGCCCCAGCAGGCGCUGCGUACGUCGUGCAAUCAGCUCUCUGUGUCCAGCAGCCACAACUCAUUGGAAGGGGAGGUGCAGGUUUCCGACAUCUAUUUUUAUGCAGAUGGCAGAUAUUGGGUGUACUCUCCAGUUCUUGGCCGUCGUAAGCUAAACUCUAGCUCAAGUUACAAUCAGAAUCAGGAGGAUCGGGGCUGGGUGUACUCUCCUCUGCACUCUGGCUCGGAGUCCAGAAGGGGCUCUGGGGAGAGUGAGACAUAACUCACAGUGGAGACAGCAGUGAUGGGUGGAGACAGAGGCUGUCUGCACAUACAGAAGCUGUGAGGUUCUUUAAAGCCACCAGGAUACUAUGAAGAUUUAAUGAUACUGUUUGAUGCUGGUCGCUCAAGCUGCAUGUGGAAGCUUGCUUUGCCAACUGUAACAUAGAAACAGAAAAACACCCACAGAGGAAUUAACUUAAGAGUGUUCAAAUAUACAAAAAAUACACACAUGCAUACAGGCACAUACAUGCACAGAAAUAUUAUGCAAACAAAAAAUCAUAAAGCAUACAUCUGAAUGGCCUCAAGCUGAAAAUAAACUAAAACAUGGUACAAUCAGCUGAAUGGCGCUGUGAAUGAAUUUGGUUGUUUAGCAAAAAAAAAAAAAAGUCACGUAUGGUUGCAGCCAUGCUGGGUUUUUAGUGUUCAUGAGUCAGCUGCACUGUGCCAGCUCUGGCUAUGCAAUAUGGACAUACAUGUAACACAUUUAUUUUUUUUGCUAGGGGCACGUUGAGACUGUAUAUAAUUUUAUUUUUAGCACCUUAUCAAUGUACAUGUGGCUGAGGUCUUUUGAAAAUUGUACAUUUUUUAAUAUUUUUGUCAUCAAUUAUAGUUUGAAAACACACAACAGUUAUUGUUUUGUGUGCUGUGUAUGCACAGUGUUCUGUUGUGGCGUGUGGUGGUCCACUUAUGAAACUUUAAUCUGACAGUGAAUGGUUGUGUUCAAAAUGCCUUACUGACUAACUCAUUUUCAUAACUGUUUUGAAUAUUUCGGUCACUUCAUUGAAAAAAAAAAAAAACAUUUAAAAAAAAUAUACAUUUACAUACAGUAUAUUUUAUUGUGAGUAAAUACCAAAUCUUUGAAGCAGAGUAAAAAAAUUUAGCAGCCAUGCAUUUACACUUUUUCAGGAUUUAGAACAAAGAAAUGAAGGAAAAAUGACUUCAGUUAUCUUUUGUAAAUUGUAGAUAAACUGUGUGUGCCCUUAUGUCUCUAUGUGUGAUUGGGAGACGUAAUUUUUUUUUUUUUUUUUGUCCUGCUUAUUUGUCACAUUGUCAAAGGUGUAACUUCCAUUUGUUAUUGACCAUGCAAGUCUGCCACCAGCUGAAAGCAUGUUGGCUGUGUGAGAGAAAUUAAAUGUCCCAGAUAUAUUGAAUUAAAUUGAAAUAACUUACUAUACAGGACCUGUGUAUCGCAGGCUAAUAGGAAAAUAAAUCUACAGUUGCUGCAGACAGUACCUUUCUUCUUCCAUACCUAGUGAUACUUGUUACAGCAGGACAGACCAUAAUUAGACUUCUUGACUGUGUCGAUAAGCCCUGCUGUAACAUAUUACCGUAUUAUUUGAGUCUGCUGAAGUUAACCUGCCUGUUUGUAAGCAACAGUGUUUGUAGCUGAUCACUGUGUAAAA